Molecule: messenger RNA, 3713 nt
Organism: Agrilus planipennis (emerald ash borer)
Lineage: Eukaryota; Metazoa; Arthropoda; Insecta; Coleoptera; Buprestidae
Product: RING finger protein 207-like
Exons: 10
Coding region: 107-2740 (877 amino acids)
Cellular component (GO): perinuclear region of cytoplasm
Molecular function (GO): Hsp70 protein binding; transmembrane transporter binding; zinc ion binding
Source: RefSeq, a predicted model, not a curated record
AAAGCCGCGUAUGAUAGGGUGCAACUGCAUACCCUACUUUCAUUUAUUUUAAUUUACAGUGAAUUAGAGGAAGAUAAUCUACUUUUUAAGUAACUGUAGCUUAGAAAUGGAUACACCAGCUUCUGUAGAAAUGGAUUUCGUUAAAAACCCUCUACUAUGCCCUGUUUGUCACGAUUAUUUUACAGAACCUUGUAUACUAAAUUGUUAUCAUACUUUUUGUGGUAGAUGUUUAAAAAAUAGAGAACAAGAUAGAAGAUUAACUUGUCCACUAUGUGGACAAUUUACAAUGAUAAAAGAUGGAACAAACCUGCCACCACCGGAUACUUUAAUGAGACAACUAAUAGAAAUCGCUAAUAGUGAAAAUCCACCGUGUUCAAACUGUGAUAAGAGAGACAGAUCCAACAUGUAUUAUUGCAACACUUGCGGUCAGGCUUUGUGCACCCAUUGUAGAGACAGCACCCAUAGGGCCAAAAUGUUUUCUAGUCACGAAGUAGUACACAUGUCCAAGUGUAUAAAAGAACCAAGACGCUGUCCCCAACAUGGAGAACAAUACAUAAUGUAUUCGUCCAUGCAAAAUGCAAUGCUUUGUGUAAACUGUUUCCGCGAUACUCCGAACGAAAUUAGAGCGCAAUGCGUCGACAUAGAAACCGCUUAUUCUCAAGCUUCUAAAAAGCUGGAACGGGGUCAAAGUGCACUUAUGGAUUUACAGGUAAAUUUAGUUAUGACACAGAACUACUACUUUUUCUACUUUUAUCUUUUAAAGAAUUCGGUGCGGGACGGUAUAAUUGCGCUCAAGGGUUUAAUGGACGAAUUAAGAAGAAAUAUGGAUUCAGAAAAGCAUACCAUCAAUUCUUUCUGUCAGGGAAUGCAAGAGGCCAUAGCAAAGACCCACGCUGCUAUGAUUAUGGAAGUUCAAAGGCAGUUUGAAAGUAAAGAACGGAUUUAUAGAAGUCAACUGUUACUAUUGGGUACUGUAAUGCCUGUACUGCAAUUGCAUUUAGUCUUAUGCCAGACGUUCAUGUCUGCAGCAAAUAAAUACCAAUUCUUAGAAUUGUGUCCUGCAUUUAUAGAAAGACUAUCGUCCGUAGGUCAACUUAGUCAGCCCGUAAGAUCGUUGCAAUCUUCGUCUAUUAAAACUAAUUAUCGAAGUGAAUUUGCUCAAUGUUUAGAACCCUGGGUUGGAAAAGCUGCCGUCAGUCAGCAUCUAGCCGAGCUUGCAUCAGCACCUCAAGUGUACGAGCCAGUGCCAUUAGCAUCUAGAAAACAACAGUCCGCUAUGAAGAGCAAACUGUUGGAAAGUACAGGGACAUUUUCUGCUCACUGUCGUUCCUUUGAAACGCACAUCAGGGAACUCAAUCAGCAAUUCAACGCGGUAAAAGAUCGUGUUACUGAAUUGCACAAAGAUAUUAUUGCCCUUCGUAAGGCCCAAGUUCCUCCUAUAUCUGCACGGUAUGAAAUUCUGGUCAGGGACUGUUCCCUUUUGGACAAACAACUGGAGAGGCAACAACAGGAAUUGGAAAGAAUGGCAACCGUCUUUGAUAAUUCAUGGGAAGAACAACUUUGGCGCAUACGAGUUGAACAGGAGGUUUUCAGUUGCCAAAAGGCGGAUGUAAUGACGUUAAGGAAUGAAUUGAAGCACUUAAGUAACAUAGCAUCCCAGUUAGAGCCUUAUGUACGUAACUUAACUCCUGCUCCUUCCGUUCAAAGCGAUAAAUUUCAAGAGAAAGCACAACAACUCCAAUCCUUGCUUCAACAAUCUGAUAUACAGUUAGGUAAAAUUACAAGAUCAAGAAGUCGAGUAUUGGCUCAACUUCUUGAAAAGGUUCGCCCAGGAAUACAAGAACGUGAACGUAGCAAAUCAGCAGGUCAGGUUGAUAAGCCUCUGUCAACUCCCCAAAAAACCACGUCUCAAAAACCGACUCCCAUCCCUCCCAAAACUAAAAAAACUCCUCCUCCUUAUUUCGGAAAUCAAAUUAAUAUUGACAAAUUAGAGUCACAAAUCAAGGAAAAAAUUCACGAUAUCGUUUGCCGAAGAUCUUCUCAAGCCCCACAAGCUAAAGUGUCUAAAUCAGAUACAGAAACUGAGAAGAAAUCAGUGAGAGAUUCUUUUAAACUGAGCAAAACUGAUUUGGAACAAAUUGCGAAAACAGGGACGACUAAACGUUUGAUUCAUAAGAAAAUGGGAAAAAGUUGUGAUAAAAUUAACACAUGCCCCAAGGCUGAAUUCCAAACGCGAAAAGCAAAAUCAGAAUCAGAAUAUCAACAGGUACCAGAAGGAUCCACGAAGAGUAUCAAAGCAAUGGUACACGCUGAUGGAACAAAAUCAAGUCCUACGACUCCAAAGUGUAAAAACAAACCUCGAACCCAGAAACCACGUACACCUGCCAAAAAGAUAUAUCCUUACAGUGAUGGCGAGGACAAUGUCUUUUAUUCGAGAAGAGAUUCAGUAGAUUCUAUGUCUUCGGGAUCUGGUAAUAGCCGAAGAUCAAGCUUCGAUGGUCCUGAUAAGACACUGAUAGUGGUUGUAAACAGAAGAAGUAAAAAUAUGUCUUUGGCACAGAAGCAAAGAAGUUGGGAAACUUUCCCACCGAAACGGAGGCAGCACAUGUGCCAUAAGCUUUCUGCUCCUGCUCCUUUACCUUUGAAAAAGACCGAUAGCUUCGAAGGACACGAAGAGGCUGUUAAAAGUUUGGUAGCUGCAGUUCAAGAAACUAGGAGAAAAUCGAAGGGAAGUGGUUGAGAAUGUAGGUAAAAUUAAAACUCCUUCUCCCCUAAAAUUCGGAAAAUAUUUGAAAUAAUGUGACAUCGCCACCGUAAUUUAAAAAUGUGCCAGGCGUUAUUAUUUAAUUUCUAGUUAGGAGCUUUUUCCAAGUAAGCAUAGGUCAUGUGGUUCUCCCUCUGUUCUCAAAAUGUUUUCUGUUCUCGUAAAUAAUGCGAUAAAUUCAUUAGGUACAACAAAAUCAUUUUAUGGCUAAUAUACAUUAAUAAAAAACGUAAAGGAAAAUACUAAAAUAUUCACCUUAUAUUUUCUAGUAAAAAAUUAAUUAUCAAAAUAAAAUAUCUCUUUUUAAUUGUGAACCAAACUGCAACAGGUAUAUUCAUUUGGGGAUUAAUGGGAGAUAAAUGUAAAACCUAAGGGCUAAGACCCUUCAAUUUAAUGUAAAAGAACAAUAAAAUUUGAAGUAAGUUAACAUUUAUGUAAGUAUGAAAUCUGUACUUGCAACAGCCGAAAAAUAUUUUAUUUAAAAGAAAGUACCUUUAGUCAGUCACACUUUGUGUGUAUACUUAACGCAAUUAAUAGUUGAUUUUGAUCUUUAGAACAAAAAUUUCGUGUAAGUAGGUACGUAUAAUAAUAAUUGUUAAAUAUAUGCAGUCUAAAUAUAUAUAAAAUAAAAAGAAUGAAACUUACAAUUCCUACAAAAUAGCUAUAAUUUCACUUUUACUGUAAUCUUCAUCGUCUUUCUCAAAAAACAAGUUUUUUUUAAUAAUUAACAAAGCACACUUUCCAUAUUAAACAUUAUUUUCAACAAUUAAAUAAUAAAAUCCGAAAUGGGCACUUAAAUUAUGCAACCAUACUAACGCGCGUGAAUUAAUAAAAGAAUAACUGCAUUUAACAAUAAAAAUGUCUUGCAUACAGGGUGUUUAAUUAAUUAUUAACGAAUAAAUAAAUAUUGUGAAGUUAAUGAAAGUUAUAAAACUUAUUGUACUGCCAA